GCCAAUCGAUCCCCGGUUCAAUAUGCAAACUUUAGCAGGUGUUUACUCGAAGAUCUGAGCGGAAACCUCUUUGUGAAACAGGGUGUCAAGAGUCGCACAUUGCCUGCUAAUGAUUGGUGGCGAUCGCGAAAAUGCUGCAGGCAUGCUGACGCCGCGAAUGGGAACAGAUCUUCAGUCUCAACCGCCUGCUUCUUUGGGGUUCCAAUUUCCGACGCAGAUCUUGCAUGGUUCCCAAUGAGGGCUCAAGUGCAGGCAACACAUAGAGUGCGACGUGCUGAUCAACAAAAUACCCUGUAGGCUCUGCAGUAUAAACAGCUGCGCUCUCUUGUCGUCCACUCUAAGCCACCUCGUUAGCUGCAAGAUUCAGUCGUUACUACGCCUAGCCAACAUUAUCAAAAUGAAGAACGCUCUCAUCCUCUCUGCUAUCACGGCGUUUGUCACCGCUCAAAGCAUUGUCGACCUGCCAUCCUGCUCGCUCCAAUGUCUGGCCGCAGAAAUUCCUGCCCUAGGAUGCGAACUCACUGACUUCGCCUGCUCCUGCAAGCAAGCCGACAAGCUCACCCCUAACGUCACUCCUUGUGUGCAGUCAUCUUGCACUGAUGCGGCAGACCAGGCCAAGACCAUCGAAGUCCUCUCUGCCAUCUGCGCAGCAGCCGGUUUCCCCAUCGAGGCCCCAGCACCUACAUCUGAAGCCGCAGGGGAGCCCACUUCAGAGGCUCCCAUCGAGACCCAGCCCUCUGUCACCGGUGAGCCAGAGUACUCCGCCUACCCCACCGAGGUCCCUCCUGUAUCUUACCCAGCACCCGACUACCUCACAUCCGACGUUCCCAACCUGCCGUCUUCCUACUCUGAAUACGAGCCCAUACCCUCCUCAGUAGUAGUAUCGCGCCCCUCGCCGCACACUACUUCUGUCCCUGGCGUGCUUCCUCCUUACCCGAUUAGCGUCGAGUACCCGUCUGGUUCGCCUGAGCCAAGCGUGCCUGGGCCAACUGGCACGGGCGUGCACCCUACUACUUCGAGCAGUCUGCCUGAGUUCACUGGUGCAGCAAUGGCGGCCAAGAUUCCGGUAGUGGCGGCGGGAGUGUUCGGACUGGCUGCUUUCGUUUUGUAGGCUGAGUGGUGAUUGCUCGAGGAGAUGGAAUCGUGUACCAUAUCUAAUACAUGUAAGAGUGAUCGAUAUUGGGGACUUGAGGAUAUGAACAUUGUGAUGUGCUGAAGGAUGCGUGAAUUGCUGUUAUGGUGCCCGACGCGUGAAAGUGCAUGGUGGUAGG
Molecule: messenger RNA, 1271 nt
Organism: Didymella exigua CBS 183.55
Lineage: Eukaryota; Fungi; Ascomycota; Dothideomycetes; Pleosporales; Didymellaceae
Exons: 2
Coding region: 398-1111 (237 amino acids)
Source: RefSeq, a predicted model, not a curated record